AUGUUGGGGAUUGUGAUAGAUGGGCUCUGUAAGGCAGGAAACACUCAAACAGCCAUUGAAUUCCUCAGAGCAAUGGAAAAACGAGGAAGCCCUUGUAAACCUACUGCAAUUAUUUACAGCACCAUCAUUGAUAGCUUGUGCAAGGAUAAAAUGGUUGAUGAAGGUCUUGCCCUCUUACAGGAGAUGAUUGAAAAGAACAUUCUCCCGAAUGUUGUCCCUUACAGUUGUUUGAUUCAAGGUCUGUGCAACUUAAGCAGAUGGAAGGACGUUGACAAUCUCUAUGCUGAGAUGAAGGUUUAUAAGAUUGUUCCAAAUGUUUUUACUUUCAAUAUAGUGGUGGAUGCACUAUGUAAGGAAGGGCAUAUAGAAGAUGCUGAAGAAGUGGCCCAGAUCAUGAUCCAGCUAGGUCAAAAUCCCAACCUGGUCAUGUACAAUUCCCUAAUGGAUGGCUAUGGUAUUCUAAUAAAUGCAUAUUACACGACCAAGAAUGUGGAAGCAGCCAUGAAGCUCUUUCAAGAGAUUCCGCAAAAAGGUUUAACACCUAAUAUUGUUAUUUGUAGCACUGUGUUGCAGGGGUUAUUUAGUUCAGGAAGGUAUCUUAGUGCAUGA
This is a messenger RNA of Coffea eugenioides, 609 nucleotides long. Its product is annotated as putative pentatricopeptide repeat-containing protein At1g12700, mitochondrial. Bases 1 to 609 code for a protein of 202 amino acids. NCBI's taxonomy places the organism in Eukaryota, Viridiplantae, Streptophyta, Magnoliopsida, Gentianales, Rubiaceae. Gene Ontology annotation, molecular function: protein binding. The record is from RefSeq and is a predicted model, not a curated record. The transcript has 2 exons.